AUGAAAACUACCAUUUUCACUUCUGCUGCGACUGCUGUCCUCAGCUUUGCCUCUGGUACUGUUGCCAAUUCCUGUACCUGGUCUUUCUUUGGAGGACCUGUCUAUAAGAGCUGGAUCAUCGUUGCCUCCGGUGUGGAUGACAUCCCGGGCAAAUGCGGCGGUUUCUGGGACAACAUGAACAACAAGAACUUCCACAGUGCCUGCACUCUUUCCUUUACAAACUGCGAAGACCAGAAUGGAGAGAUGGUUGCCACCUUCAAAUCGGGCUCCGGUUGCAACAGCGGCCACGUCGAGUCGGCAUGGUGGGAGGCAACUAGGAACAAGUUUGGCGCCCUUCACUGCGUUGAAAAGUAA
Molecule: messenger RNA, 354 nt
Organism: Fusarium poae
Lineage: Eukaryota; Fungi; Ascomycota; Sordariomycetes; Hypocreales; Nectriaceae
Exons: 1
Coding region: 1-354 (117 amino acids)
Source: RefSeq, a predicted model, not a curated record